Onychostoma macrolepis is the source of this 2697-nucleotide messenger RNA. RefSeq names its product SH3-domain binding protein 1 (gene sh3bp1). NCBI's taxonomy places the organism in Eukaryota, Metazoa, Chordata, Actinopteri, Cypriniformes, Cyprinidae. Gene Ontology annotation, cellular component: cytosol; intracellular anatomical structure; cytoplasm. Gene Ontology annotation, biological process: regulation of actin cytoskeleton organization; regulation of Rac protein signal transduction; signal transduction. The coding region runs from base 143 to 2158 and encodes 671 amino acids. The record is from RefSeq and is a predicted model, not a curated record. Gene Ontology annotation, molecular function: GTPase activator activity; protein binding. The transcript is spliced from 19 exons.
CUGAGACUGUUGCUGACACAAGUCUGAAUGACAUGCCGGUUUACUGACUUCAGAGAGCAAUAUUCUUUAUCAAAUGAAACUAAUAUACUCUUGACCCGCAUGUACAAAACCAGGAUUUGAAGGCGACAGAUUCUUCACAAUCAUGCUAAAGCAGUUUAACAUCUUAAAACAGUUUGGAAAUGGGGGGAAGUCACAGGAUGCAACUGAUCUUCUCUCAGAGGAUCUUGUUUUGGUUGAACAGCGUGUGGAGCCAGCAAAGAAAGCUGCCCAGAUCAUCUACAAGAAGUUGGUAGGCUGCCUACAGAGUCAGCAGGGACUGGACUCAGAGAGACGGAUGAAAAAGUUACCCCUCAUGAUGCUGUCUGUCAGUAUGGCCGAGAGCUUUAAGGAUUUUGACGGCGAUUCCUCCAUAAGAAAAGUUCUGGAAAUGUGCUGCUUUAUGCAAAAUUUCCUGGCACGGACUCUGGCUGACUUUGAGAUGAAGUUGGAAAAAGAAGUUCUUGUGCCUCUGAAUAAGCUCAGUGAGGAGGACCUGCCAGAGAUCUUGAAAAACAAGAAACAGUUUGCUAAACUUACAACAGACUGGAAUAAUGCUCGUGUCAGAUCUCAGGCCAGCACAGGCCCACAGGCCAAGCAAGACGGACUACGAGAGGAUGUAGAGGAGGCAUGGAAAAGACUGGAGUCUAUAAAGGAUCAGUACUCUGCAGACCUCUAUCAUUUUGCCACUAAAGAGGAUGAAUACGCCAGCUACUUCAUCCGUCUUCUAGAGCUACAAGCUGAACAUCACAAAGCCUCAUAUGAAUUCCUGGAGAAAAACAUAACCGAGCUCAAAGAGAGUCACAGCCACACAGAGCCCCAAUUGAGUUCAUCAGAAAAAAAGGUUUUUGGAGAGCCUCUGCUGUCUCACCUUGAGAGCUGUGGAAGAAAUAUUGCUGUCCCUAUUGAGGAGUGUGUCAGCAUGCUGAUACGUACAGGACUCAGGGAAGAGGGUUUGUUCAGGCUGGCAGCUGCUGCAUCUGUUGUAAAAAAACUGAAAAACUGUCUGGAUUCAGGGACUGUUGACCAUAAUGAGUUCAGCUAUGACCCACAUGCUGUGGCAGGGGCUCUUAAGUGUUACUUGAGAGAGUUGCCUGAACCACUCUUGACAUUUGAGCUAUAUAAUGACUGGUUCAAAGCUGCAGCAGAAAAAGAAGCAGAUGAAAAAUUAAAGCAGUUGCGGACAGUGUUGCAAAAACUUCCCACAGAAAACUAUAACAACCUCAGAUACCUUGUUCAGUUCCUGUCACACUUGUCAGAGCAGCAAGCGGUGAACAAGAUGACACCCAGUAACAUUGCCAUAGUGCUUGGGCCUAAUCUACUGUGGCCUCGCUGCGAGGGAGAGACGUCAUUGCUGGACAUGGCAUCUGCCUCUUCGGUGCAAGUUGUGACUGUCAUAGAGCCACUUAUACAGUAUUGCAAGAGCCUCUUCCCUGAAGAGGCUGAUUUUGAGGUCCCAGAACUGCCUGAAAGCCCGAUCCCGAAAAUAUCCCAGAGACUUCUUUCUGACAGCAUCUUACCCUCUCCCCCUUUCUCAUCUGGUCGACCAUCCCUAUCAAAAACUGACAGCUCAGCAUCAUCUGAGGACCUUGGGGUGACAGUUGUGAAAUUUCAGGUGAACCGUGAUGCUGUUGUGUGGGACAACAUCGAUUCUAAUCCAACUGCUCAACUGCCUGCACAGAAUCACAUGCCUUCAGCACUUCCUCGUUACACUCCGGUACAAGCCCACAGCCAAUUGCAGGCUAAGACGCAGAGCUCCAGCCAAUCAGAGCCAAUUCAGGACCUGCCCUCCCAGUCCCAGGAGCCCACGCUGAAGAUCAGUGCUCCAUAUAAACCAAGGAGGUCUUUCAUCCAGCACAAGGCACCAAACCUUGCCAAAGGCCCUCCUGUGAGCCAGGCAGGCCCUUUCCCAGCAGGGCAGACGAGAGUGUUCCCUGUUCCUCUGCCAAGAGGCUCUGAAAUAAAACCACCACCUUCACCCAAGCUCGAAACCACUCAUGCUCCAUUGCCCACGUUGCCUGAAGGAGGACCACAAAAGAAACCCCAAGGCAGAAGACCUAAAGUUCCUCCUCCACAACCACCCCAAGCACUGAACAAGCAGCUCUCCUCUCCAGCUCAGUGAGUCAUGGAAAGGAAAGUCGACUGGGAAAAAGCACUGGACAGUCAAAAGUGGGACAGACAGAGGGAGCGGGAUCAGGAAAGGCCCAUGAGCCGGGACUCAAACUCAGGACGCCUGUCCCAAUCAGCGCCGAUAGUCACGUUUGAUCAAUUUAAUGUGUCCUUGCUGAAUAAUUUCGGUGCACACACAUUUUAGUUAGUAAUAGUUUGUUUUAUAUUUUCUUUUACCGCUUUCUACAAAAGAAUUUGCUUACAAAAACUGCACAUUCACAACUUUAUUUACAUUAGUGUGUACAGAUCUGAACUGAAUUAAUUAGUUAAUGCAGGAAGCAAGUAUCCUUUCAGAUGCUGUUCUUUCGUCUAAGAACUUUUUUCGUUUAAAAAAAAAAAAUGAUGUUCAUCAUGGAAACAUUCAUGAUUUUCCCAAGCUUUAUAAGGAUUUCAUUCAUUUUCGUGACCUUUCGAAGCAUAGAUAUCUCACACUGUAGUGACUGUAGUAUCUUCCAUCAGCCCUGCCUUCUGGAGUGACUUCUGUACACACAC